Messenger RNA from Penicillium paradoxum, 249 nucleotides. RefSeq lists its product as uncharacterized. Lineage: Eukaryota; Fungi; Ascomycota; Eurotiomycetes; Eurotiales; Aspergillaceae. The record is from RefSeq and is a predicted model, not a curated record. The transcript is spliced from 4 exons. Gene Ontology annotation, cellular component: mitochondrial intermembrane space. Bases 1 to 249 code for a protein of 82 amino acids.
AUGGGUAAUUUAAAGCAAGAUCUAUCGCACGAUCAACCUUGCCAUCCACGAGCUUGCGCCAUCCAAGAUUGCCUGCAGAAAAACUCAUUCAACGAGGACAAGUGCCAGGCACAAAUCGAUGCCCUGUACGAAUGCUGUAAUGCCUUCUACCAGGAGCGAGGGGACAAGGCGUCCACCGUCAGUUGCCCCAAAGCAAACCUGCUGCGCUUGAAGAUGAGACAACGAGCUCAGGCAGCAGAGAAGCAGUAG